AUGUCCCCUCUUUCUACCCAGCUGCGCCAAGGCAAGUUAUGCAUUGAGGUGACCCCUACCAGUAAAAUCGCCUUCCUUUCCGAAGAGCUGUGCAUCGGCUGUGGCAUUUGCGUGAAGAAAUGUCCCUUCGAGGCGAUCAACAUCAUCAACCUCCCCAAAAGCCUGGAAGGAUCCCAGACGCAUCGGUAUGGCCCCAAUUCCUUUAAGCUCCAUCGGUUGCCGAUGCCGCGACCCGGGCAGGUCUUGGGACUUGUGGGUCAGAACGGCACGGGCAAGAGCACUGCCUUGAAAAUUUUGGCGGGAAAGCUCAAGCCGAACUUGGGUCGCUUUGACAAUCCCCCUGACUGGACGGAAGUUUUGGCCUAUUUC
This is a messenger RNA of Nannochloropsis gaditana CCMP526, 369 nucleotides long. RefSeq lists its product as uncharacterized. The transcript has 2 exons. The record is from RefSeq and is a predicted model, not a curated record. Gene Ontology annotation, biological process: ribosomal subunit export from nucleus; translational termination; translational initiation. The annotation marks the transcript as partial. Gene Ontology annotation, molecular function: ATP hydrolysis activity; iron ion binding; ATP binding.